This is a messenger RNA of Capronia epimyces CBS 606.96, 1842 nucleotides long. RefSeq lists its product as uncharacterized. Lineage: Eukaryota; Fungi; Ascomycota; Eurotiomycetes; Chaetothyriales; Herpotrichiellaceae. The coding region runs from base 1 to 1842 and encodes 613 amino acids. The record is from RefSeq and is a predicted model, not a curated record. The transcript has a single exon.
AUGCCUUCGCCCACGAAAGAUGAGCUCCGCAUAUACACCCCUACCGGGAUGCUUGGUUAUGGGUAUAGCCAUCAACUGUUCUAUUCUGCAUUAGAAGACGGCAUUGAUGCGAUCAUCUGCGACUCUGGGUCAACGGACAGCGGACCUUCCAAGCUUGCCCUCGGCUCCAUGUCCUGCCCCAGAGACGCCUACAUCCACGACUUGGAACCGAUCAUCGAUGCAGCCAACUCGCACCGGACGCCGGUGUUGAUUGGAAGUGCCGGUGGUGACGGAUCGAACGCGCACGUCGAUGUCUUUGUCGACAUUAUUGAGAAUAUCAUCCAAAGGCACGGAUACCGGUCGAUGAAGAUCAUCAAGAUAUAUUCCGAGAUCGACAAGGACCUGGUGAAGAGUCAACUCGGGGCAGGAACAAUAACUCCGUGUGGCACUGCAGUGCCGGCCCUUCAAACCAAGGAUAUAGAGGAUGCAUCACUGAUCGUUGCCCAAAUGGGGUUGGAGCCAUAUCUGAAGGCAAUGGAGGAGCACCCCGACUUCGACAUCAUCAUCGGAGGGCGCACCUAUGAUCCCUCUCCGUAUGCCGCCUUCUGUUUGUAUCACGGUUUCAACGACCUAGGGCUGGCCUAUCACAUGGGGAAAAUCCUUGAGUGCGGUGCGAUUUGUGCAGUGCCCAAGAGUCGAGAAGCGCUGGCGGUCGUUCGUCGAGAUCAUUUCGAUGUUGUGCCCUCGAAUCCAAACGCUCGGUGCACUCCUGUCUCAGUCGCUGCUCAUACGCUCUAUGAAAAGACCCGACCCGAUAUCCUGGUUGGCCCCGGCGGGACUUUGAGCCUUCAAGACACGACAUAUGAAGGGCUCCAAGAUAACAGAACCGUCCGCGUGCGUGGGGCCAAGUUCAUUCCGGUACCAGACGGCCAGUAUACCGUCAAACUUGAGGCGGCACGUACGGCGGGCUACCACAGCACCUUCUUUGGUGGUUUCGCCGACCCGAUCCUCAUUUCGCAGAUUGACGACGUUGUUGCAAGGAUUCGAAGUCAUGUUGCAUCGGUAUGCAAGUUUGAUUAUGAUCUCAAGCUGAUCACAUACGGCAGUGGUGACAACAUCAGCAUGUUUGCAGAAGCUCGUCGGGCCGAUGGCUCUCCACAAUCUGUGGCCAUCACAGGGGAAGCACGAGCUGACACCCAAGACAAGGCAACACAUGUCAUCAACGCCGCCCGUAUUGCCUGUAUGCACAUCCCAUACCAGGGCCAAGUGGCAACUUCUGGAAACUUUGCUAUGUCGUGUGCCCCUUUCGACAUUCCCAUGGGCAAAGUAUGCGAGUUUUGCAUCUACCAUUUGAUGCCGGUGGCGGAUCCGGUAGAGCUGUUUCCCCGCCAGCUUGUCAAGGUACAGGGAUCCACGCAGACUGGUAUCCGGCCGAGGGCGCCGCUGGCAGUGUCCACCGACAAGGACCAUUCAAAGGCGAAUAGCACUUCAACCAGCACACCAGCCAAGGUUGUUCUGACCCCACGACCUCCUCCGGGAUAUCAUUAUUUAGGAGAAUUGGCAUCUGUAAUCCGCUCAAAGAAUGCUGGUCCGUAUGAGCUGACCUUCGAUGUGAUGUUUGGGUCUCCUGAAAACUACUCAAAGGUAAAGUCGUCUAAUGUCCUCACCAAGUCAACCAUUGCAGAUCUCUAUCGAAUCGACGAGGCCGAGGUAGUCGCUGCUCUGUGGUGGGAUCCUGCAAUGGCAUUUAAGGCGACAGUCAAGAGGCCAAUAAUUUCCGGUGGAUUUGGCGAAACUGAUACUCAUGGAAGCUGCCAACAUACCAGACUUAUGUAUUUGCAGAUUCAGGUGUCGGCUAAAUAG